AUGAAUUCGAUGAUGAAGGUUGAAAGGUUUCUCUCUCUUCCUGUGUUAGGAGUCUUGUCGGCGAUGCUUUUUCUCUAUUACACCACAAUCUUCAUCUUUCUCGAUGAUUGGGUUGGUUUACGCACUUCCCCUGGCACCUUGAAUUCCUUCUUCUUCUCUCUCUUCGCUUCUCUCUCCCUUUUCUCUUUCUUCAUUUGCGUUCUCACUGAUCCUGGUCAUGUCCCUCCUUCCUUUUAUCCCGAUGUUGAAUCCACUAAUUCCAAAGAUAAUGCAGAACAGAAGAAAUGCGACAAGUGCUUUGGUUACAAGCCUCCCAGGACUCAUCAUUGUCGAGUCUGUAGAAAGUGUGUUCUAAAAAUGGAUCAUCAUUGCUUGUGGAUUAAUAACUGUGUUGGUUAUUGGAAUUAUAAGGCUUUCUUUGAUUUUAUAGUAUAUGCUACCAUAGCAAGUGUUUAUUCUACGGUUCUGUUUAUAUGCUGUGUAUUUCAGAAGGAAUGGGGGCAGAUUAAAGAGAGUUCUCUUAAGUUCUUUUAUGUCAUGUAUGGAACGAUGGUGGUGGGCUUGACCCUAACCCUUUUGUCUCUUACUGGAUGGCAUAUCUACCUUAUUCUUCAUAAUAUGACAACCAUAGAGUAUUAUGAAGGAAACCGUGCAAAAUGGCUGGCCGCCAAGACUGGACAGAGCUACCGGCAUCCAUAUAACAUUGGUGCAUACAAAAAUAUUACAUUGAUUUUAGGUCCAUCCAUGUUGAAAUGGUUAUGUCCUACAGCAGUGAGCCAUCUGAAGGACGGAGUUAGUUUCCCUACAAUACGCGAUAAUUCAUAA
Molecule: messenger RNA, 825 nt
Organism: Lathyrus sativus (Indian pea)
Lineage: Eukaryota; Viridiplantae; Streptophyta; Magnoliopsida; Fabales; Fabaceae
Source: the annotation of a GenBank genome assembly